Tilletiopsis washingtonensis is the source of this 1893-nucleotide messenger RNA. Its product is annotated as catalase-domain-containing protein. The record is from RefSeq and is a predicted model, not a curated record. NCBI's taxonomy places the organism in Eukaryota, Fungi, Basidiomycota, Exobasidiomycetes, Entylomatales. The transcript has 13 exons. Gene Ontology annotation, biological process: hydrogen peroxide catabolic process; response to hydrogen peroxide. Gene Ontology annotation, cellular component: peroxisome; cytoplasm; mitochondrion. Gene Ontology annotation, molecular function: catalase activity; heme binding. The coding region runs from base 161 to 1828 and encodes 555 amino acids.
GGCGAGCGACGCUGCUUAGCAACCCUUCGGCCUCGGGCAGCACGGCGCCAGCCAGAGUACAAGGAGCACAGCGAGGCGUGGUCCUUUCUGCCGUCCCACCACCACCUCCAGCUCCUAGCCAGCUGCCACCCACCCACCCAACCCACCCACACUCUCCACCAUGGCCCCCUCCGCCACCAGCACGGCCUCGGCGCCGGCCGCGUCCGGCAACCCCGUUGCGCUCGGCGAGCCCGGCUACCACCUGCCCGUGCGCAGCUUCGCCGACGACGCGUACGGCACGACGGGCAUCUACACGACGAGCAACGGCGUCGCCGUGCCGCACCCCUACGCGUCGCAGCGCGUCGGCCAGGACGGCCCGCUGCUGCUGCAGGACCACCACCUGGUCGACCUCCUCUCGCACUUCGACCGCGAGCGCAUCCCCGAGCGCGUCGUGCACGCAAAGGGCGGCGGCGCCCACGGCAAGUUCACCUGCACGCACCCCAUCCCGCACCUCUCCGUCGCCAAGCUCUUCGGCGAGGCGGGCAAGGUGACGCCCGUCACCGUGCGCUUCAGCACCGUCGGCGGCGAGAGCGGCUCGCCCGACUGCGCACGUGACCCGCGCGGCUUCAGCAUCAAGUUUAGGACCGAGGAGGGAAACAUGGACUGGGUCUUCAACAACACGCCCGUCUUCUUCCUGCGCGACCCGGCCAAGUUCCCGAACUUCAUCCACACCCAAAAGCGUCACCCUGUCAGCCACGCCACGCACGGCGAUGACAGCACGCAGUUCUGGGACUACAUGGGAAACAACCCAGAGAGCGUGCACCAGUUUAUGUAUCUCUUUGGCCCCCGCGGCAUCCCCAAGAGCUGGCGCGAGAUGCAGGGCUACUCGGGCCACACGUUCAAGUUCAUCAACGAGAAGAGCGAGUGGGUGUACGUUCAGAUCCACGUGCUGUCGCAGCUCGGCACCAAGAACCUCACGUCGGCCGAGGCCGCCGAGGAGAGCCCCGACGCGCACCAGAUCGACCUCUUCAACGCCAUCGAGCAAAAGUCGUUCCCGAAAUGGGAUAUUUGCUUCCAGCAAAUGACCCAGCAGCAGCAGCAGGAGCGCAACAUCCCUGUCUUUGACCUCACCAAGACGUGGUCGCGCAAGGACUUCCCGCUGCAGCCGCUCGGCGAGCUCGAGCUCAACACCAACGUCUCGAACUACUUCGCCGAGAUGGAGCAGGUCGCCUUCAACCCCGCGCACCUCGUGCCGGGCAUGGAGCCGUCCGCCGACCCGGUGCUGCAGUCGCGCCUGUUCUCGUACCCCGACGCGCACCGCCACCGUGUCGGCGUGAACUACCAGCAGAUUCCCGUCAAUCAGCCGCUCGUCCCGAUCUACAACUUCCAGCGCGACGGCGCCAUGGCCUUCUACAACCAGGGCUCGCGCCAGCUGCACCUCUCGUCGCUCGCGCCGCCCAGCAUCGAGAAGGCACAGUACGACAUUGCCUCCAUCGCCGGCUACCCCGACGCGCACGCCAUCAACUUCCUCUCGACGGUGACGCCGGCUGACUUUGAGCAGCCGCGCGAGCUGUACCGCCGCGUCUUCACGCAGGAGGAGCGCGAGGCGCUCGUCGAGGAGGUCGCCGGCCACAUGGGCAACGUGAAGCAGGACCGCGAGGACAUCCUCGCGCGCGCCAUUGCCGUGUGGGGCCAGGUCGACGAGGACCUCGGCGCGCAGCUGGCCAAGAAGACGGGCAUCAAGAGCUACGCCAAGUCGCUCAAGGAGAUGCGCUUCAUCGGCAGCAACCACCCGGACAUGCUCGCCACCGACGCCAUCCGCCAGCUCAAGCCCGUCGCGGCCGCCUAGGCGAUGACCUGACCUGAUGAGACCCCCCUCGCGCGGACCAGAAACACCAAGCGCGAGGGCCUGUC